This is a messenger RNA of Linum trigynum, 2364 nucleotides long. Lineage: Eukaryota; Viridiplantae; Streptophyta; Magnoliopsida; Malpighiales; Linaceae. The record is from the annotation of a GenBank genome assembly.
AUAGAAAUGCUGAAGAAAAUUUAUUUACCUAGUGAGAUAAUGGAAAUUUUACGAGCGAAGCGGUCAAACAAGUUGUUCAAGAUGGCCUCUACCUCGUUACGGUGAAGAUCGAGCGCGAGAACCUUCCGAACUACUUGGAGAGGAAAGAAGUGGUAGCACAAAGAGGAAGAGGGAGACGAUGCUAUUUGUUGUUUAUUAUCUUUUUAGUGGUCAUUAGAUAGAGUAAUGGAGAUUUGAGUAGGUGUAAGAAAUUAAAAAAAAAAGUUUGCUUCUCCUCUCAUAUUUCUUCGCAGGUUAAUAUGGUCAUUAAAUUGUUGUUUCACUAGGAUCUUGGAAGCUGAAAUUUUGAUUUUGACGUAUAUGAGGGAGGAUCAGAGGGAGGGAGAAGAGUUAAGUUUUGUUAAACAUGACCUGCUUAGUCCAAAUUGUACCGGACUACACCGUACAAUACAUGGUCUGGACCGUAAAGUAUGGUAUGGUCCAUAAUCUGUAUUUUAUCUUCUCAGUCUAGACAGCAAAUCGUAGAUGUAAUCUGAUCUGGUCCGUUCCGCCCCGUUUCCACCAUAAUAUUUGGAGAAUUGUGUAAAGGUGUGGUUUGGAAUGGAAGCUCUUGUUCUUCUAAGAGUGGCUCUACCUAGACUUGGACGGUAUAUGAAGAGCAUAUUGCAAAGUGAGCUAAAGCCCACAGCAUGGAAAUUAUUAUCGAUGGGCCGUGUACUAUGAAGAGCCCAAAAAAUAAUUGAUUUCUUUUUACCUAGUUGCAAAAAUAUUGGGAUUUGGUCAAAGAACUUGUUCUUGUUGCACUUACUAACUACUAGAAAGUAGAAACAUGUGGCUGCGAUGCGGUGGCCACCGGCGUCGUCGGGAUGAACCCACCACCGCGUGGAAGGAUAGUGCCCCAAAAUUAAUUAUUAGCAAAUUAUUAUCAUUAUGCUUUCUAAUUUCAUUUUCUUUUUCUGUCAUCAAUCCAUCCAAAACGACGGGCCGUUUCCGGAAUUUCGCGAACUAGUCGCCACCCCACCACUGUCCACUACUGCACGACGGUUUCGCCAACUCAAAGUCGACGUGUACCGGCCAGCAAGUAAAAUCCCGACAUCUGUCCCGUUCGGCCACCAUUAGCCAAUCAUAAUGAAGCCCAUGACGCAAACGCAUCGGCAAGCCCAGAGGCCUAAAAUUCGUUUUUAUUUAUCUGUAAAUCCAAAAUAAAAGCGGGCGAGGUUUUGGGUAAUUAGAAAAAACGGACCAGAGUUUCCUCCUCUCACCGGCGAGCUCGUUCUUUCUCUUCCUCGCCCCCUCUUUGUCUCUCUCUCUUUCACACCUGAACUCUGCUCUCAACGAUUCCGGCCGUGCCGAUCUCGGCGUCGAAAACAUGACUACAUCAAAGAGACUUGCGGACAGGAAGAUUUCAAAGUUCGACAAGAAUAUCUUGAAGAGAGGAGCUGUUCCUGAAACCACUGCCAAGAAGGGGAAGGAUUACCCUGUUGGACCUUUCCUCCUGGGGUUCUUCAUCUUCGUCGUCAUUGGAUCAUCUCUGUUCCAGAUAAUCAGGACGGCAACAAGUGGAGGCAUGGCUUAAGUUUGGUGGAAGAACUGAUUUUACUCUAGAGAAUGACAAUCUUAAAAUGAGUUGUUUCGUUUGUUCUUUGUCCCCUUAUCUAUAUAGCAUGUAACGAUGAAAAAGAGUAAAGAUAAUGUGUUAGUGUACUGUGAUUUUCAGGAAUCUUAAUAAACAGUUCGUUCAGUCCCUCGUUAUUCUUUGAGCAACAACUCCUAAGUUCGCCCCUUCUUUGUGUGUCUCACAGUUCGAUCAGAUGUGCCCCCGAACAGUGAAAAUGACACGAAUUUGCUUAACAAACGGGGAGAUAAAAUGCAUCAAUCACCAGGAAAACCAUCAGACUGCCACUUUUAACCAAUUGCAAGUAGGGAUGGCAAUGGGGCGGGUUUGCUUAAACCAUCCCCAUAUCCAUCUUCAAAUACCCAAACUCAUACCCGCCCCAUACCCAUGCGGGGAAUGUUUUGCAAACCCCCAUACCCGUGGGUUUCGGGUACCCAUGGGUAAUACCCAUACUCGUACAUCCAACAUUAUUAUACCUAAAACUUACAAGAAAAAUUCUCAUUAUAAUUCUAAACGAACAUAUUAUAUCACGAAGUCAAUAAAACACGGUCAUUUUUUUAAUAUGGUUCAAAGAUUAUGAUCCUAAAAUAUCCAUUAAUACAUAAUAUAGAGUAUAAUAUUUUUUCAAAUUAUUAUGUUCUAACUCUGAUACAUCUACUAAAUUAUAAUUAACUAACAUAAUCUUGUUGACAAGGGGGAAAGUGAAAGAGUGAAAUGAGAAUUGAGAGAAAUGAAUUAGAUUUUGAUUA